Messenger RNA from Acanthamoeba castellanii str. Neff, 2790 nucleotides. RefSeq names its product ABC transporter, ATPbinding domain containing protein. The coding region runs from base 1 to 2790 and encodes 929 amino acids. The record is from RefSeq and is a predicted model, not a curated record. Gene Ontology annotation, molecular function: ABC-type transporter activity; ATP hydrolysis activity; lipid carrier activity. Gene Ontology annotation, biological process: lipid transport; transmembrane transport. The transcript is spliced from 23 exons. Lineage: Eukaryota; Discosea; Longamoebia; Acanthamoebidae. Gene Ontology annotation, cellular component: membrane; intracellular membrane-bounded organelle.
AUGCAACUCCGCAAGGCCAGCUUCUUGUACUGGUACGGGAUGGGCAAGGGCACAGUGGUGGAGGAAGACGGGGUGGACUUGGCGCAGUUGGGCGACCAUGAGCUGCGACGGAUGAUCAAGAAGCGCCUCUCCUACCGGAGCCAGUGCUGGGCGCUGCUGGCCAAGAGUGCCAUCGCCCAGAAGCGAAACUACGGCACCAACACCUGCCAAAUUCUCACGCCCAUCAUCCUCAUGCUGAUCUUGUUCUUGCUGCAACAAUGGAUUUCCACACUGGUGGACAACGACAGCGUUGCCUAUCGGGACCCCAAGAACCAGGCGCCAUUCCUCAUGCCGGCCGAGGGCGACUACCGGCCAGCCUCGGCCGAGAUCCUUUACACGGACGCGGGCAUGGUCGGCGAGGUGGACAUCGGCCAGUUCGACCCCUACGGCGGCACAGGGUCGGGCCUACUCGGAGCCAUUGCCCUAACCAACCGCACCGUGUCCAUCAAGUUCCCCAAGUACGACGACUCAGAAAUAUUUCUGAAGGAUCUGGACCUCGUUCCGUCGGUACCGUACAACUACUCGAUCGUUCAGCAGAACAGCGUGGCCGAUAUCAACCGCAUCCUCUACGACGCAACCGGCAAGGGCGCGCGCUACACCACUGCGUACGUGUUCGACGAGGUGUCGGUGGACAACUCGGUGCUCGACUUCGGGGUCUACUACAAUUACACCAUCUCGCGAGGACGGGACAUCGUGGGUGCCAUGAGCCUCAUCACGCAGGCCUUCGCCUCGCUCCUCCCGUCUCCCCAAAUCGUGGCCAAUUUUCUGGGCAUAAAGAAACUGCCGCAGAAGGACGACUACAAUGACUUCGACAUUACGACUUUGGUGGGCGGUCUCUUCUUCGCGCUCAUCCUCCACCAGCUCCUGCCCGUGUUCCUCUCGAGCCUGGCCUACGAGAAGGAAAACAGAAUCAGGGAGAUGAUGAAGAUGAUGGGCCUUCGUAUGCCGAUCUACUGGCUGGUGAACUACUUUUGGUGCUAUCUCCUCUACUGCUUCGUGGCGGCGUUCCUCAUCAUCGCCGGCCUGGUGUUUCAAUUCCGUUUCUUCACGGUGAACAACUUUGGCGUCUACUUCAUCUUGUUCUUCAUCUGGGGCCACACCUUGGUGGCCAUGUCGUUCCUUAUUUCUGUCUUCUUCCAGAGAGAGCGCAGCGCAUCGACCUUUGGUUACUUCUACAUUCUGGGAAUCACCUUCGUCGCCGUGUUCACCAUCCAGACGCUCAUCAACGACGUCGGCGAGCCAGCACUCAAUGGUAUCUCUGUGGUGCCGUCAUUCGCUCUCGUGCGUGGCAUAUCGUGGCUCCUCAGUGAGGUCUCCUACAAUGGACCCGGACUCAAGGGCGGCGACAUCGACAAAGGCCCGGCUAACAUGGCGCACAUCUACGCCUUCCUGGUGGUCCAGUGGGCCGUCAUGCUGGUCCUCGCGCUCUACCUGGACCAGGUCUUCCCGGGCACCUACGGUCUGCCCAAGCACCCGCUCUUCUUCCUCGCGCCGCUCAAGCGCCUGCCCGGCGUGCGCCACCUGAUCGAACGCUGCGGCUGCUGCCACGGCAACCCCGAAGAAAACGACCUCGAGGACGGACACGAGCCCGAGGACGUCAAGGCCGAGAGCAGUCGUGCGCACUCCGACGAGAAUCUUCCCUUGAAGGUGCAGAGCCUGACCAAGGAGUACAAUGUCCCCUUCUGGGAAGCAGCGCCGUUUUCCUGGUGGCGCUACAUUCCUCGGCUGUGCGGGAAGGCGGUCAAAAAGAGAAAGCCCGAGCGUGCGCUCAAGGGCGCCAGCUUCGUCAUCGGCUCCAACGAGUGCGUGGGCUUCCUCGGCCCCAACGGAGCGGGCAAAACGACGACCAUGGGCAUCAUCUGCGGACUCAUCCAGCCCACCAGCGGCCAAGUGUGCAUGUACAACUUCGUGCUGCCGGGCGACGUCUCCUACAUCCACCUGCUCACCGGCGUGUGCCCGCAGCACGACAUCAUCUGGGGCAGUCUCACUGCAAGGGAGCACCUGCAAUUCUACGGCCGGCUCAAGGGCGUGCACGGCAAGGCGCUCAAGAAGGAGGUGCGUGAGGUGCUCGAGUCGCUCAACCUCUACAAGGUCCGAAACAAGCCCGUGCGCGCCUUCUCCGGCGGCAUGAAGCGUCGAUUGUCCGUCGGCAUGUCUCUCAUGGGCGACCCCAAGCUGAUCCUCCUGGACGAGCCCAGCACGGGACUGGAUCCGAAGUCCAAGCGCGCGCUGUGGUCGGCCAUCAGCGCCCGAAAGAAGCAAUCCGCACUCAUUCUCACCACCCACUCCAUGGAGGAAGCCGAGGCGCUCUGCAACCGCAUCGUGAUCAUGGCAGAGGGUCGUGUGCGCGCCGUCGGCACCUCGGCCGAGCUGAAGUCGCGGUUCGGCAAGGGCUUCAAGCUCACCAUUACCUGCGCCGACCACGACAACAAACCGCAGGCCAUCGCAUUCGUGAAGCAGCUGGUGCCCGGGGCCAAGGAGAUCAGCAACAUCAGCGGCACGGUGCUCUUCUACCUCCCGAAGAAGUCGGUGGUCCUCAGCCAGGUGUUCCGCAACAUCGACACCAACAAGAACAGCGUGGGCAUCACCGAUUGGGGCAUCAGCAACACCACUCUGGAGGAGGUCUUCCACAAGGUGGUAUCCGAUCGCCAUGUUCCCGGAACGGAGGGCGGCGAUGACGAUGAUGACGACACAAUGGACCACGAAGACAUUAGCCACGCCAGUAGCAGCAGCGGCAGUCGCGACGACUGA